CGAACACUCGCAGUCAUAUCAGUAUACGCAUACACAAACGCGAUAACAGCUAUUACCAGGGUUUAUCGCAAUAUAGCUGACACAAGGUAUAUAGAGGAGCUGAGCUCGACUACAGAUAGAGAGCAUACCGCAAAGCCAAUAUGAUGCAGUCUGUACUUCUAGGAGUGAGAAGGGGCGCCAACGCAUAUAGAUCAAUACCUUCAACACAGCAAUCACAAUGGCGUGGAGCUGUUGGAAUGGGGGUGGUAUACACCAGAGAAUAUGUCACAAAGGUAGUCAUGCCGGCUCUGUCGCCUACGAUGACGGAAGGAGUGAUCUCAAAGUGGUGCAUUGAGGAGGGCGAGUCCAUUGAAGCUGGGGAUGUGCUGUUUGAGAUGGAGACAGACAAAGCCACCAUGGAGGUGGAGUCCAAUAACGAUGGUAUUCUUGCCAAGAUCCUGGUACCCGCUAGUACUGAUGUCAAGACACCGGUGAAUAAAAAUGUGGCUCUGAUGGUUGAGGAGGGUGAAGACUGGAAGAACGUAGAGAUCCCUGCCGACGACGACGCAGGAGCCUCAUCCGAGGCGCCUGCAGAGAAAGCCUCAGAAUCAGCCGAGGCACCCGCACCAGCUCAGUCGUCUGGCGGCGGCGAUGAUGACUCACACGCAGCAACACGCUCCACACUAUUGCCAUCGGUAGCCCAAUUGGUACAGAAACACAACCUCAAUGUGGCUGAGAUCCCUGCUACGGGCCCUAAAGGCCACCUCUUGAAGGGAGAUGUACUCAAUUUCUUGGAAACUGGACAGAAAGUAGGCGCCCAGUCUUCCAGCGGAUCGUCUCAGGCUGCCCCCAGCACUGCGUCUAAGAGUGCGCCAGCCAAGUCAGCCGCACCCGCCGCUGAUGCAGAGUACGAGGAUUUGCCUGUGUCCAACAUGCGAAAGAUCAUCGGCUCGCGUCUGUUAGAAUCCAAGACCACUAUCCCCCACACAUACAUGACUCUGGAGUGCGAUCUCACCAACGUUGCUAAGAUGCGUGCCAACCUCAAAGAGCAAGGCGUCAAGGUGUCCGUCAACGACUUUGUGGUCAAGGCUUGUGCAGCGGCCAUCAGCGAAGUGCCGGGGGUCAACUGUCAACUACAGAAGGACGGCGCCAUCAAGGAGAACGAUAGCAUUGGCAUUAGCGUUGCCGUGGCAACGCCCACGGGACUGAUCACGCCCAUUGUCACGCAGGCGAACGGUCGCAGUGUGCGCAGUAUCUCCGGUGCGAUUAAGGAGCUGGCUGGUAGGGCUAAGGCGGGCAAGCUGCAGCCCAAGGAGUACCAGGGAGGAUCCUUCAGUGUAUCCAACCUGGGUAUGUUUGGCGUGGCUGAGUUCGCAGCCGUCAUCAACCCCCCGCAAGCCGCUAUCAUGGCUGUCGGAGGUGGCCGCAAGGUGUUCAAGGCCGGCGAGGCUGUGGAUGGUAUCCCCACAUACGUACCUGCCGAACUGAUGACUUGCAGGUUGUCCUACGAUGAACGGGUGAUCGACUCGGAGACCAUGGCAAAGUUCUGCGACCAAUUCACGGCCAACAUGGAGGACCCAUUAAAUAUGAUCUGAGUAUCGUAGCUCUGAAGUAUAUAUAUAUACAAUACCAGACUGCCUGAGCACACCGUACGUACCCAAGGGUGGUACGCUAGCCCUACACACCGAGGGCAUCCACUCGUUGCUUCACGCGAUCGAAAGUCAAGUUAAGGGUAAUAAAAUUUAAUGGUAAUAAACUUAUUUCGCUUCCAUCGCAAACGGAUAGACGAUGUGCUC
Molecule: messenger RNA, 1775 nt
Organism: Sphaeroforma arctica JP610
Lineage: Eukaryota; Ichthyosporea; Ichthyophonida
Exons: 9
Coding region: 141-1574 (477 amino acids)
Biological process (GO): pyruvate decarboxylation to acetyl-CoA
Cellular component (GO): pyruvate dehydrogenase complex; mitochondrion
Molecular function (GO): acyltransferase activity
Source: RefSeq, a predicted model, not a curated record